This is a messenger RNA of Parastagonospora nodorum SN15, 795 nucleotides long. RefSeq lists its product as hypothetical. The record is from RefSeq and is a predicted model, not a curated record. Lineage: Eukaryota; Fungi; Ascomycota; Dothideomycetes; Pleosporales; Phaeosphaeriaceae. Bases 1 to 795 code for a protein of 264 amino acids. The transcript has 3 exons.
AUGGCUGCCAUAGCAGCAACCCAGCAGCCCCUCGAGAGCGCUCCGCCGGCUCAACCGCAACUCACGAAGCCCGCUGACUGGUCGCACUUCAUGGUCGCUGCAGCCCUGAAGUUCGUUUCUGGCGAGAAGGCGGCCGUCUCCUACAGCAGUGCCGACGAAGCUCGCCUCGACAUCCUCAACACGUUGAACUGGUUCGAAGCUCAUGCUGAAUACGAGUGGCCGAAUUUCACCCGCCUCGGUUACGACUUCAGUCAGGCCAUGCGUUUCCGCCGUGCUCUGGUGAGCGACGUCUUUGUGACGCUGCAGCGAUCGAGUCAUCUGAAGGUCACUGGUGGUGCGGAUGCACUUGGUACACCGGAUAGUGCACGAGGUGGCAAGAGGGCCGGAGGAGCCAGCCGUCGCAUGGCAGAGCGUAAGCGUCACUGUAAGCGUGAAGACGAGUCGGACACCGACACUGACGACGCCUCCGACAAGCCAUUCUGGGACGACGGAUUCCUGGCCGAGACUAUGAAUGUACUCAUCAAUCGCUCCAAGGAAAACAUCAUGGAUUAUCUCCGAGGCGAGAAGGACCCAGAUGCGUUUGCGAACCUCAUGCACGAUGAAUUGGUGAGCGUCUGGGAAGGUCCAUUGGCUGACAAUGGCCCGAAACGAGAAGACCUCAAGCAGAAAAGCGUCUUGUGGGCUGAGCGCAACAAAACGCCGAGUCCUCGUCAUUCGAGCCCAGAGCUCGGAGAGCCUCGUCCGAAGGGGCGAACUGAGCCAAAUAGCACAUCGAGCGUACCGGUCAGUCGCUGA